AGCUCUAUUUCUAUAAAUAUAUAUAUAGUUAUUACGGACUCAAAUAUUUUGCUAUGGAUGAAGAAGAAAAUAUAGGAACAGAUUCCGCUGCAACUUUAGUAGGAAAAGGUGGAAUUCAAGAAGACCCCACUGACAAAGAUGAAGAUCUCACAGAAGAUGGUAAGAAAAGAAGUCAGUGGGACAACAAGAUACAAUACUUACUAGCACAAAUCGGAUUUGCGGUCGGUCUCGGAAAUGUUUGGCGAUUUCCUUAUUUAUGUCAGAAGAAUGGUGGUGGAGCCUUCCUCAUACCUUACCUCAUUAUGAUGGUGUUUGAAGGCAUUCCCUUGUUCUAUCUUGAAAUCGCAAUUGGUCAAAGACUUCGCAGAGGAAGCGUUGGAGUUUGGAAUCACAUACAUCCCCUGUUAGGAGGCGUCGGUAUCGCCAGUAUGGUGGUUUGCUUCUUCAUUGCGUUAUACUAUAAUGUGAUCAUAUCGUGGGCAAUGUUUUAUUUUCUUAAUUCGUUUCAAUCAUUACCUUGGGCAAAUUGUCCAGAAGUUGAAGAUCCUAUGACGAACUUAUCUGUACCAGUUCAAGAAUGUGACAUCAGUAGUGAAACCUCAUACUUUUGGUAUCGUGAUACACUAGACAUUUCGCCUGCUAUAGAAGAACCUGGUAUCUUACAAUGGAGAAUGGUUUUAUGCUUGUUGUUAGCUUGGACUGUCGUUUUCUUCGGAACUUUCAAGGGAAUCAAAUCUUCUGGAAAGGUGAUUUACUUCAGUGCAACAUUCCCUUAUCUCGUACUUCUUAUAUUUUUCUUCCGUGCAAUAACACUAGAGGGAGCGGUGGGUGGACUACUGUACAUGGUCACUCCUGAUUACUCCAGAUUGAAAGACCCCGAAGUAUGGAGAGACGCGGCAACACAAAUAUUCUUUUCUUUGGGACUUGGAUUCGGAGGAGUAAUCGCUUAUUCCUCUUACAAUGAUAUAAAGAACGAUUGUAGGAAAGAUGCUCUCACUGUGUCGAUUAUAAAUUCAGCAACAAGUAUUUUCGCCUCAAUUGUUGUUUUCGCUGUUCUUGGAUUCAAAGCUUUCAGCAUGAAUGAGGAAUGCUUGGACAGGAACAUUGCUCAUGUUCGAGAAUUCUUUCAUAUUCACAGUCCAUCGCAUGACUUAUUACAUGUUGUUAAUGUUCUGGAUCGAAAAAAUUACGAACAUUUAUUCGGAUACAUCAAUGAAACUAUUUAUAAUAACGAAACAAAUCUUAUUUCAGAUUGGUCAUCAUUUACGAAUACAUCAGUUACUGAAUUUUCACAAUGUAGUGUCCCAGAAGAAUUGAAAAAGGCUGUUUCGGGACCAGGACUUGCGUUCAUUGCCUUCACAGAAGCUAUGAUCAGAAUGCCAGGCGCGCCGUUCUGGAGUGUCUUGUUCUUUUCCAUGUUGAUAAACCUUGGUCUCGGAUCCAUGUUUGGAACACUAGAGGGCAUUAUAACACCGUUGAAGGAUUUGGGCGUCAAAAUAAGAAAAGAACUCGUCGUCGGUAUUCUCUGCGUUGUCUCUUUUUCUAUCGGUCUCAUAUUCUGCUUGCAAUCCGGAAUGUACGUCCUAGGAUUGUUCGAUACAUACGCAGGAACGUUACCUUUGCUUCUUAUUGCAUUCUUUGAGAAUAUUGCCGUUGUUUAUGUUUAUGGAAUGGACAAGUUUUCUCAAGAUAUCGAGUUAAUGAUGGGCAAAGGACCUCCUGGGUGGUAUUGGAAGAUUACUUGGUAUGCCAUAUCACCGAUCUGUAUGGCUGUUUUAUUUAUUUCAUCUCUGGUAUCGCUCGGUCUCAAAACUCCAAGCUAUGACGUUUAUGACAAAACAAUUGGUGUUACUCAAGAAACCGAAUAUCCGUCGUGGGUUGUAGCUGUCAUUGUGUUAUUGAUCACAUGUAGCGUUAUAUGGAUCCCCUUGAUAGCGUUAUUAAGAUGGCGAAACGUCCUCCCCUAUAUUCAAGCGGAUUUACAAGGGAAGAAAAAUCCUAAAGAAAACGUUUUCGUAUGAUCUCACUACAAACUAACAAAAUAAUUUGGUGCCAAAAAUGCAAUACGAACAAAAUAUGUUGAUAAACGUUUGUCCUGUCCUGUCUUGUAAACGAGUGAUCGGUCCUUGAUAGCCAAACUGCUCACUGGCGAACAUUAUCCAAUUGUGACACUAUUGGAACAUUAUGAUGUCAUAAAUAGUUCUCUUACAAGUCGUCUGCUACUUGCAAGCUUCGUUAAUCAAGUUAUGUUACAAUGUUACUAAGCAAACUACCUAGAGAAACACAACGAUACACAUUGUGACAUAAUACGUAUUGGUAAAAAAUGUUGAAUUUUCAAUCACUGUAGUCAAUUUUAUAUGUUAUGAAUUUCAAUUGUUAUAUCUCCAGUAUGUGCCUUGUAUAUUGCGUCAGAUUCAAAUUAAAUUUCUUUGCGACCCAAUGGUCUUGUUGUGCAAUAACCCAAAUGAAUUUAUAUAGCGUUUCGUCUGAUGGCCAUCUUCAUGCUUACUACAGCAUCCUUGCAUUAUACCAAUACAAAAUAUCAAUACACCCCAAAUGUUAGUUACCUGGACUGAUCAUAUGGCAAAUAAUAAGGCAUUCAACAAUAAUUGGUUUUUAUAAAUAAUUUUGAAUCAACUAAUAUAAUUAUCGGACUAAAAACGCAUCAAACGCGCUAUUGGUAGUAUGUUAAUGUUGAAGUUCAUAACACUUUUUUGUAACAAUAACCCUUUAACCACUUUUUAUUCAUAAUAAAAAUUUAAGACGAGUUCAUGCGAAACAUUCCAAAAGUUUUCCAUUAAGUAGUGAUCGUAAUAUACGGAUGUAUUAUGUAUAUAUUGCCUAAUUUUAUGGAAAAUUAAUCAUUUUUUUUUUAUUUAUUUAUUUUGUGCUUUUAAUUUCAUUCGCUAUUUUUAUUGUUAAUUUAUUGUGCUGCUGUGACUGUAAUUCCUAUUUGUUCAAGUUAUUUAUUAUUUGUCUUUAACACGCAAAUUAGUCUGUUUGUCUGUCUGUUCGUUUGUUUGUGUGUCUGUCACAUUGCUUAAAAUGUUCGUUGUAAUGUUCUUCAUUUUGUUGUGCUCCUGUAACUGUAAUUUCUAUUUGUUCAAGUUAUUUAUUAUUAAUAUUUGUCUUUAACACUUUAUUUGUCUUAGUCUGUUUGUCUGUCUGUUUGUUUAUGUGUCUGUCACAUUGUUUAAAAUAUUCUUUAUACGAAUUAUUUAUUUUAUUAGUAAAGUUGUUUACAUGCUAUCGUCGUAUUUUAUAAUAUUUGAACACUUUCGCACGGAACACGGCCCUAGACUAGUAGAUGCUUCUCUGUUUACCUAUAUAAAAAUUUCGAUAAUUCGAAAAUGCCGAUAAUUUAAAAAUGGGGUACAAAUAAUUUUAAUGACAAUAUUGAGAUUCUUGGAUGAUUCAGAUAAUAAAAAAUAUUAUCCGAAACGUUCAAUUCAAUAAAAUCCACAAUUGAAACAUGUUUUCUUUAUUUUCUCAUAAAUUUCCUCUAUUCCUCGAGUUAAAUUUUUUGACUCAUCUGUUUCUCAAUCAAAUAUUGCAUAAGUACCAAUAGAUUCUUCAAAAUCAAAAAUAAAAUUCACCAAUGGUUGAAGUUCAUGUCAUUCACAUUUCUUGCUAAAAAAUAUUAGAAAAAUUUGCUAUGCAUUCGUAACGCCUUAUGCUAGUCGAUGUCAUUUGUGUAAUAUUUCAUUCGGUGAAUGUUUUUAUUGUUACGUCAUUAUUCUGCUGUUUAUUUAUUAUGUGUUAUUUAUUUAUUAUUACGUCAUAUUCUGACAAAGUAGAAAGUGAAUUUGUUGCCAAGCAUGGAGUGUGAUGGGAUAGAUCCAAUAUCAAAGUGCCAUACUUGAUCGAGUAUUUGAAAUAUUGGUUUUCUUCGAACUAGCAAGUCUGAUGUGUUUGUCGGUCCUUUAUUUGCAACCCACUUUUUAAUAUUCCGUAAAUUCAACUCCAUUCUAAUAAUUUAAAUGACAAAAAAAUAAAUAAAUGUGAAUAUUUCGACCUAUUAAAUCUGGCAUCCCACAAAAUUCGUAGAAUUUGCGACCGCCUGGCGUUCAGGUUGGAACAUAAAGGUUUGACGACAAUUUCAGGUUCAAUGCACAAAACAAAUCGCCUUUAUAAGGUCAGUGCUUGUCUCCACUAUUUAUCAUUCUAACUAUUUAUUUUUUCCUUUCUUUUGUCUUAUUUUUGUGGUGAACGUCGAAAUAAAAAUAAUUUAUUAAAAAG
Styela clava is the source of this 4239-nucleotide messenger RNA. RefSeq names its product sodium-dependent neutral amino acid transporter B(0)AT2-like. Lineage: Eukaryota; Metazoa; Chordata; Ascidiacea; Stolidobranchia; Styelidae. The record is from RefSeq and is a predicted model, not a curated record. Gene Ontology annotation, cellular component: plasma membrane. Gene Ontology annotation, biological process: sodium ion transmembrane transport; amino acid transport; nitrogen compound transport.